CGUCAGCUUUUGUGCUCCUGAGAUGCUGCUUGGCCUGCUGUGUUCAUCCAGCCUCACAUUUUGUUAUCUUGAAAUAAAAUAACAGCUUUUUCUGAAGAAGGGUCUAGGCCUGAAACGUCAGCUUUUGUGCUCCUAAAAAUGCUGCUUGGCCUGCUGUGUUCAUCCAGCUCCACACUUUGUUAUCUCGGAUUCUCCAGCAUCUGCAGUUCCCAUUAUCUCUAAAAUAACAGCUGUGCAGCUUACAGUGUGUUUCAAGACUCUCCACUGAAGCAACAUAAGGAUUAUGAGGAUAUUGCGCCAAUAUUGAAAAAAUAUAAAAUGUUGAACUAGGUAAACUAAUCUUACAUUUGUAUAGCCUUCAAAACUUGUUUUUCCAGAGAAGUAUUCAAUAAUAGACAACAAUGGAACACACAAGAUAAGUGACGGCGAUCUCUGAUUGCCUACCUACUGCCACUCGGGGCCGCCGGUUCAGAUCCACUUUGCUCUCUGCUUUCAACAACGAAGUCAGCACAGUCUCUAAACGCGAGUCCAGCUCAUUGCCCACUUGCUGCCGGUACCAGUAAGCCGCAAAAACGGCGAAGAAGGAAAAGGCAACACUGCAUUUCAGUCCGUGACCCAUCGCGAACCUACGUUCAGCGGGAACGACAAAGCCCAACCUGCGCUCCGCAGGUAAAUCCAGAGGGCGAGGGUCUAAGGGUCACCAAGGCAACAGAACCCGUGCUCGCGAGACACGGUUUCACCACCGAACCUUCACUGGGAUCACCCAGGAAACGGCCACGUAACACCGUUCAAAUCUUAACUGUUUCACAGGACCCCCAAAAGUCGAACACCAUUAACCGAACUUUCAUUCUGGAAAUACGUAUUCAUUAGUUAAACAAGUAACAGAAAUUCCUCCAUUGGAAGAAAAAAUUCUCUCUAAAGAAGAGAUCAUGAGAUACAGCAGACAGCUCAUCAUCCCAGAGUUUGGAGUCAAAGGCCAGCUGAAUCUGUCCAAGACGGCUGUUCUGAUUGUUGGAUGUGGAGGGCUUGGCUGCCCUGCAGCUCAAUACUUGGCUGCUGCAGGCAUUGGUCGAUUAGGACUCCUUGAUUAUGAUGACGUGGAACUUACUAACCUACAAAGACAGAUUCUCCAUGCAGAAGAUAAAUUAGGCAUACCAAAAGCAUUGUCUGCAGCAGUGACAGUAAGUCAGCUAAAUUCAAAUGUUGAAUGCAUACCAUAUCACUUUCAGUUGAGCUACAAGAAUGCAAAGCAACUUAUUCAACAAUAUGACAUUGUGGUAGAUUGCUCUGACAAUGUCCCUACACGGUUUCUUGUCAAUGACACGUGUGUUCUGAAUGGGAAGCCUCUGGUAUCAGCUAGUGCUCUAAGAAUGGAGGGACAACUUACAGUAUAUAACUACAAUGGUGGCCCCUGUUAUAGAUGCCUCUAUCCAAAGCCACCUCCAGCUGAGACUGUAACUAAUUGUUCCGAUGGUGGAGUCUUGGGAAUAGUGCCUGGAAUUCUGGGAUGUAUUCAGGCACUGGAGGUGCUGAAGAUUGCGUCAGGGAUAGGAUCAUCUUACAGCCAACAGAUGUUAAUAUUUGAUGCGCUGGAAACUCGUUUUCGCACCAUUAAGCUUCGUUCCAAGCAGCCAACAUGUGCAGUGUGUGGUGAGAAUCCAAUGGUGAAAGAUCUGAUUGACUAUGAAAAAUUCUGUGGCUCAGCAGCAACAGAUCAGUGUAGGACACUUCAUUUAUUAACUGGAGAACAAAGAAUAACUGUUCAGGAAUAUAAACAACUGUUAGAUCAAGGUGUUCCUCAUGUUCUGGUAGAUGUUCGUCCAAAGGCGGAAGUUGAUAUUUGCCAACUACCUCAUUCCAUUUAUUUUCCAUUGGCUAAAUUAGAGGAAAAGAAUGCUGAAUUCAUAAAACUUUUACAGAAUAGUAUUGUCACAAGCAGAAAGGAGGCAAUGGCUGAAGUUGCUGCUUUUCCAGUCUAUGUUAUCUGUAAACAAGGAAAUGAUUCCCAGAAGGCUGUUAAAAUCCUGCAAGAGAUACUUGACAAUGAGCUCUCCCCAUUAUCGGUGAAGGAUAUUCAGGGUGGCCUAAUGGCUUGGGCCUGUAAGAUUGAUCCAACUUUCCCACAGUAUUGAUUGCUGGAAACGAGGAAUGGAAGGCAAUCAGUUAACACAAUUUUUAAAAAAAAAUUGCAAUGUAUUUAUUGUUCAGUGCACUGUUAAUUGUCAAUAGAUAUAAGUGGAAAUUCAUUUUUAACAUUCCAUAGAUUUGUUCCAUUUGAAGUGCUUUUCAAUUAAGGAAAGAUAAUUUAGCAAUUUAGUAACUCUGUACCAGUGUGCAGAAAAUCUCACGGGUUGGGUUUGAUUCACUUUAUUAAGUGUCUUGUGUUACUGGCCAAAUGCUGUGCUGCUGAAUUACUAAUUUUGAAAUUUUGAGAGAAUAUCAAAAUGAGCUUAAGUGCACAUUUUUUAUAAAUAUGUGCAUGAGGACCAUAGAGUUUUAUCUUCAGCAUUACAGUGGCAGUAUCAAUUUCUGAACAUUUUCAACUUCGUGGUGCAGGCUGGAUUGUUUGGAAGACAUCGUGAAUAUUUCAAAAUUGAAAUUUGGUGCUUCCUAGGACAUGAUUUCAUUUUUAAAGCUGACUGUGGCACUCUUGAUUCUGCUAUUUCUGACUAAGAUUUCUGCAAACCAAUUAGGAAAUAGUAAGUCUUGUUGCAGUUCUUGCAUAAGAUUUAUUCUGUAAAUGUACCUCAUUUAAUUAAAUGUGAACUUAUUAGGUCUGUUUAUUGUAAACAAUGAAUCACAACCUAUCCUCUGUAAUAUAGAUGACAUCAUUAUAUGUGAAGUAAAGUAUAUGUGAAGUAAAGUAUCUAUUUGUAUGAUAGUAUUGUAAUCAUGUAUGACCCAUGCCAGUUUUUUUUAAAUGUGCUGACACUUUUUAACUAAUCAAAUUUGGGAGUUUUGGAAUUCCAAAAGUUGACAUUGUGGAGUUAAUGAAAAGGAAAAAUCGAGCAAGUCAAUCUUUCCAGUAUCUGCCUUGUUUUUAACGUUGCUUUCUAAGGGAGAAUAUACACCAAUCCUUCAGAAUAAUCUCAGGUCUAGAGUUUACCAUAUUCCUUGUAAUUUUUCUCAAGUGCCUUUUUAUCUUGAGCCAUUUAAUAUUUCCAAAGCUGUAAUGAGAAAAUAAUUCUUUGAACCUUACAAUUAUAGUUUUUACUGUAAGAAAAUGCUGUAUAGUGAAAGGAUAUGCUUUAAUAAAAGGGGAUUUGAAAAUUU
Stegostoma tigrinum is the source of this 3273-nucleotide messenger RNA. RefSeq names its product molybdenum cofactor synthesis 3 (gene mocs3). Gene Ontology annotation, cellular component: cytoplasm; cytosol. Gene Ontology annotation, molecular function: URM1 activating enzyme activity; thiosulfate-cyanide sulfurtransferase activity; nucleotidyltransferase activity. Gene Ontology annotation, biological process: tRNA wobble position uridine thiolation; protein urmylation. The coding region runs from base 930 to 2132 and encodes 400 amino acids. Lineage: Eukaryota; Metazoa; Chordata; Chondrichthyes; Orectolobiformes; Stegostomatidae. The record is from RefSeq and is a predicted model, not a curated record. The transcript has 13 exons.